GAAAAGCCCUAUCUGCCGAUACUAGACCGAAAAUCUGGACACCAUCAUUUGCGCUGCAGUACCAACUGGAAAUCCACAUUAUUAGAGAGACUAUGUUUACGCAGGAACAUGGCAGGAAGAUAUACCAAUUGCAGAAGACCCAGCCUGGGUAAAUCCUUCUCUCGUGAUUAAUCUCAAAGAUAGAUCGGAGAGGAUUGACCCCGCAAUGUCGGUCGUUGACCACAAUCACAACUUCCUCCGCCACCGGCACAAUAUUUUCCUCCUUCGAUGAUGCCGCAACUUCCAUCAUUUCUACCACCACCGCCACCACCACCAGCCGCCUCAUCACCUGAUACAUUUAGUGUUACAUUAUUGGAAAGCCUUACUAAAUUCGCCCUGGGUUUGAUGAAUCUCGCUCCCGCUAGUGGUAAGAAUGGUCGUGGUCGGAAAGAAUCCUUCAUCAAGGAUGCAAGCAACGCCAAAGUCAAAGAUCGGACUCAAAGCCCUAAAGCUCAGACUAAGACUAUAACUUACCGCGAAGGAUCAUCCCUCCGCACAUCCAAUUUCAAGUUGGCAGAUCGCAUGACGUUUCCUGAUCCCAAAUGGGUGACUGAUAGAAGAACAAGCAACUUAAUUGGACAUGAUGAAGAUGCUGCCUCGGAUCAUUUCUCGGAAAAUGAUGCUCGCUCUGACACUGAGGAAGCUCUGGAAGACGCGGCAUCGGCAGCAAAAGCGGCUAGAAAAACAAUUAGCAUCCGUAAAAUCGGGCGAGAGCAAAAGCCAAGCGCCAUGCAAUCAAAGUCAAAGAAGACACCGAUUCCGCCACCGCCGCCACCGCAAAAGCCAACUUCGAUCAAGACGCCGAGGCCGAAUCAGUCAGAAAAGCUACUGAAGACCGGAUCAGGAUGAAUGCCGCGCUCAUGAGCUUCCUUGUCAGUAUAUCAAGCUUGAGCCUAAGGAAUAAGAUGAGGAGAAGCAACCAGAGGCCAAUAAUGGCUUCCAGUUGCUUGCUCCUUCCGGA
Botrytis cinerea B05.10 is the source of this 1000-nucleotide messenger RNA. RefSeq lists its product as hypothetical. The coding region runs from base 268 to 888 and encodes 206 amino acids. The record is from RefSeq and is a predicted model, not a curated record. The transcript has a single exon. NCBI's taxonomy places the organism in Eukaryota, Fungi, Ascomycota, Leotiomycetes, Helotiales, Sclerotiniaceae.